AUGCAGUUGCGUGCUAAGAGUCUGGAAAACCAGGAAGAAGCAGCUUCAUACAAGAACCUGCAGCAGCAGAACCUGGCAGACAAGGCCAAGCAGGAAGCGGAAGUGGGUUCUCUCUGGCAUAAAAAUGUUGAGCUUGAAGGACGGCUCAAGGGCCAGGAGGCUCUCAAUCAGGACCUCAUGACUGUUCUUGAGAAGGAGAGGAACCUGAAUCAAGAGCUUACUGAAGCCAUGGGCCAACACGAGAAGAAAAUUGCCCACCUGGAACACCAGGUGUACACAUUGCAGUUGGAGGAGAAGCACAAAGACAUGCUAAUUGGAGUUUUGAGCAGUAAGGUGUCUCAGGGCACCACACUAGGAGUAGAUGUUCCUGGAGGGCACCAGCCUUUGCCACAGACUGUCUCCCACGGCACUUCACCCAUUGAAAGUGGCAGCAAGGCCGACAGUGGCGUGCAGGGCAUGUCAUCCAGCAGCAGAAGCCACGAAGAGGUGUCCGUAUGCAGCGUUGCUUCGCAAGUGUCGCCGCAAGAAGGGUUGAAGUUGGACCAGACGUUGAAGGAAAUCACAUCACAGCUGAACGAGAAAAAGGCUGCUGUGCUCCAAGCAAAGCGACUGCUUCGAAGCACAACCAACGAGCUUCAGAAACUGACAAAGAUUGCAGAGGAAAGGGCUGAGCAGCUUAGACGGCUGCAGUCUCGGAUGCAGAGCACUUCGACGGUAGCAUCCACCCCUGGCAGCCGUGAACACAAAGCCAAUGAUGACGACGCAUGCAAUGUCCGCUUGACCAGCAGUGGGUUCGUACCGUUCUCAGCAGCUCCUUCCUUCUCUAAGACUGUCAGGAAAGUGUGCUACAAGAAAGUGGCCUCUACUCCAAAGGAAUCACUCAGCACUCUUGCAAGCGUGUCUAGCAUACAGAAUAACGUUGAAAGUUCUGCAGGUCCACCUCACCUUGAACUUCGUUUAGAGGAGAUGUCCUGUGUUUCUGACGAUGUCUUCGAAUCUACUUGCUUGCGUGAGAAACACUCGGUAGGGAAUCGAAGUUCCAUGUCCAAAGCAGUGCGUCGUGUGCCUGAGCCUUUAAGUAGCACGCAUGAAAUGGGAAAUCUUGAAACACCGCACAAGCUCCUGGCAGAUUGCUUCCAAUAUUUGAAAGACGAAUCAUACGGGUCAGAUGCUGUUUUGAAAUCUCACAUUGUUGACGAUCAGGACCAAAGAUCAGAACGCAUGUUCAGUUUUGGUUGCAAACAGGCAACAUCAGUAUUGGAUCGAUCUUCGAAAGCUGUCACUCCCAUCAGAACCUCCACGGAAGCAGCUGACACAAAGAAACAGAAUAUGCUAAGUGCUUCUACUGCUAUAGAAGACAAGAGCCCAGUACAGAAGGCGAUAUCGCGCAGUCCAUGGGAACAAGAUCAGUGUUGUGGGAAGAGAAGCAGCGGCCAUGUCAUCCAGUCCACUCCUUCGUACGAUUUCCCACUGCUGGGCAAGAGCAAGGUUUGGAAUUAUGGGCCCUGUGACUGCAAGAAUCCGACUAUGAAGCCUGCUUGUAGUAAUGCGAAGUCAUGCAUUUCAAGUGUGCAGAAGAAAGGGGCAAGGAGAUCCCUCACAUUUCCAGAAGAAGGGGCGUGUCCUACAGCGCUGUUCGCACAUUGUUCUGCUGGGGCAUCAGACACCUCGAGUGCCCCGCAGGAACAUUCUUUUCGUAGUCUGCCCUAUUCGACGCCGGUUAAUGUCACAGUUCACGUGCAAGCUUACCCAGAAUCCAAGGAUUUUCGUAGAUAACGUUUUCUUAACUCCCUUUUCAUGUAUAUGUUUUUUUUUUUCUGUUCAUGCCGGCAGAUUCAUAUGUUGCCAGCCUGUUUGGUAUGAUAGGUCUUGUGAAUAAUGCGCACAUAUUUUCACUAUUUGUUUCAUGAGUUAAAUGAAUUUUUAGCUUUUUUUAGCUGUUUUGUGGGCUGUUUUAUAAAAAGUGCGUAGCAUAAUGGUGUCAACAUAUCUUUCCAAGGACUACUGAUAGUCUUAGCAGCAAGCACAUGGAUUAUAGGAUGUGCUCAUAAGCAUGAAAAUAGGAGGCAUCAUUUGUAGCUUUGUACAGAUGUUUAAUUUUUGUUUUACAUACCUGUCAGUUGGGCAGUAUGGUGGCAUCUGCUUUUUUGUAAGAUUUUUUGCCACUGCUCUCACCAGCCUAGUGUUGCUGGUGUUGUGCAAGAAAGUGUGCAGCUAGGCUGGUUUUAAAAGCAGUAUGUAAACAACAUUUACCCUGUACAGCUGCUCUUUAAGCAUUCUGCUAUUUUAUUAAUGUAUUAUGAGAGGCACUUCGAAGCUCAGAAGAAGCUCAGCUAUAUCCUUUCCCUCAUAAUAAGCUGUUUCCAAGUUCUUUCCGUGAUUAUCAGUCCUCACUUGACUGCUACUACGCUGUACAGAAGCCAUGCAUUCUUAGGUUGCUCUGUAGAACAUGUUUCAGUUUAGCUGUGCUAAAAUGAAACAAGAUAAAUGCUUAAGGAUAUAAGCAUUGCCCUUAAGGAUAAACAAACAAUGCAUUACAUGAGGAUGAAACAAACAGUACAACUGCACAUUCUCCAGUGUAGGAGCAUUUUAUAUAUUGUAAUUAGCAAGAUAAUAAUUAGUCAACUUGUUUUAGCCAGAAAUUUGGGAAAGUGCUAGCUUGUCAUGGAAACAUUCCUGGGAAAUAGAAAGACUUCCUUAUUUGUACAUUUCUUCAAGUUGCCCUCCUGAAAAUUGUGAAAGGUAUUUCAUGAGUGACUUGACUGUGAGACUGCAGCUGUGGCCGGCCACUUAUGUCACUGCAUCCGCAGUCACCCGUCGUUCAGCUUUUGCACACUUCAGAAGUUGUACCGGGUAUUAAUGCAAGUACAUUGCAAGUUCGAUGCCCUACAGCUUUCUAUUAGGUGAAAAGCUGAUUUGUUAAAUGCUACAUUGUUGGUUAUUUCAACUAGCACUGCAUGGCCUUCAUGUACUUUCAUAUGUACACAGAAGAUCAGUAUUUGGAAGUCUGGUCCUAGUAAUGGGACAUACCCAAAUACCAGCACAACCUAGAGGCUUUACAUGUAUUUUUUAUUUACAGAAGCAUGCAAGAAAUGUUAUUCAUGUGGUGGAAUUUUUUCUCUUGUGAUUUAACUGAGUUUCUUUCACAAAACAAAUUAUGGUGCUUGAGAUAAAUAAUUAAGCUUUUCUCAAUGUGUUAAACAUGUGGAAGAACCUUUUUUUCCAAGAUCAAAAGGAAAAUUGCAAAAUCUUGGUAGGAACUUUCAGGGUACCAUGUUUAAUUGGCAUCUUUUUACUGGUGUGGCUAUCACUUUCCGAUGACUGUAUUUACUGUGCCACUGUUUCGCUUAGUAUUUAAAACUGCAAUGGUGACACAUUGAUGCAGAUUUCCUGCACAGCUUUGUAUAUAAUAUAUAUAUAGAUAUAUACUGUAAAUAUACUGUAAUAAUCUGAGUAGUUAGCAUUACUUGUUUAUUUGAUGAAAGAAAGGUGUGGCAAUGCGUAUGUGGAAAUAAAUUGUGCCUUAAUAGCUGCUUUA
Dermacentor silvarum is the source of this 3538-nucleotide messenger RNA. RefSeq lists its product as uncharacterized. The coding region runs from base 1 to 1776 and encodes 591 amino acids. NCBI's taxonomy places the organism in Eukaryota, Metazoa, Arthropoda, Arachnida, Ixodida, Ixodidae. The transcript has 3 exons. The record is from RefSeq and is a predicted model, not a curated record.